AUGACUACCCGCUCAUGGUCUAAGUCAGAGUCCAAAAACUCGCCUGUUGCAGAGGAACACGAACUGGUAGUGGGAGAAUUAGAAACACAGAAUGCAGGGUCAUCCAGAGACGCUUCCCGGUGGGAAUCGUUCAGAGACAGUUUCAAGAGAAGGGAGGUCGAGGAGCUGGACCCCAACCUCACGGAGGCCGAGAGAAUCGCUGUGACGACCGCACGGUCGCCACUAGAGCGUAGUCUGAAAACCAGACACUUGCAAAUGAUCGCCAUUGGUGGAGCUAUCGGUACGGGACUGUUUGUAGGAUCCGGGAAAGCACUUGCCACAGCAGGCCCUGCUGGAAUCUUGCUGGGAUGGGGUAUCAUGGGUGUCAUGAUUUUCGCCAUGGUUAUGGCCACAGGUGAGCUUGCUGUCACCUUCCCCGUCUCGGGCGGUUACACGACUUACGCCACCAGGUUUGUGGACGAGUCUUUCGGAUACGCAAGUAACAUGAACUACAUGAUUGCCUGGUUGGUUACCUUACCAUUGGAAAUUGUCGCAGCCUCCAUCACGGUUGACUACUGGGGCACUGACCGCAAAUACCGGGACGGUUUUGUUGCGCUCUUCUACGUUGUCAUCGUACUAAUCAACUUUUUCGGUGUCAAAGGUUAUGGUGAAGCCGAGUUUGUGUUUUCCCUCAUUAAGGUCGUUACUGUGAUCGGAUUCAUCAUUCUGGGAAUCAUCCUAAUUUGCGGUGGUGGACCGGUAGGCGGCUACAUCGGCGGAACAUACUGGCAAAAUCCUGGUGCGUUUUACGGUGAUGACUCUGGCAAAAAAUUCAAAGGUGUUUGUACAGUUUUCGUGACCGCAGCAUUCUCGUUUUCGGGCUCUGAGGUCAUUGGUUUAGCUGCGGCUGAAACUGAAAACCCAAGGAAGACCUUACCAGGAGCUGCUAAGCAGGUUUUCUGGAGAAUCACUCUAUUCUACAUCGUAUCGAUGUGCAUCAUCGGACUCCUAGUACCUUAUAACGAUGACAGAUUGUUGGGAUCUUCUUCCGUCGAUGCGUCCGCUUCUCCAUUCGUAUUGGCAAUCAAGAACCAUGGAAUCAAGGGAUUACCAAGUGUCAUCAAUGUUGUGAUUUUGAUUGCAGUUUUGUCUGUCGGUAACUCUGCCGUUUAUAUUUGUUCCAGAACUUUGACUGCUCUUGCCCAACAGGGAGCUCUACCACGCAUUUUCACUUACAUUGACAGAAAGGGAAGACCUUUGGUGAGUAUCAUCUUCACCUCCGUGUUUGGUCUUUUGUCUUUCGUUGCCCAAUCUGAUAAGCAGACCGAUAUUUUCAACUGGCUUAUGGCCUUAUGCGGAUUGUCAACGCUGUUCAACUGGGGAAACAUUUUCCUGUGCCACAUCAGAUUCCGGAGAGGUCUUUCGUACCAAAACAGAACUACUGAUGAACUUUCAUUCAAAUCUCCAGUUGGUACCAUAGGUUCCUGGAUAGGAUUUGUUAUGAUUGUGCUAAUUUUCAUUGCUCAAUUUUAUGUUGCAUUAUUCCCACCGGGAGCCAAGCCUAAUGCGAGCAACUUUUUCCAAUCUUAUCUAUCCUUUUUCAUUGUUCUGGUCAUGUAUGUGGGACACAAAAUCUACAAAAAGAACUGGAAACUGUUCAUUAGAGCCGACAAAAUUGAUAUCGAUACAGGUAGAAGAGAUGUCAACAUCGAGGAUUUGAAGAAAGAAUUGGCAGAAGAAAGAGCAAUUUUAGCCACCAAAUCUUUUUGGUACCGCUCGUACAAAUUCUGGUGCUAG
This is a messenger RNA of Lachancea nothofagi CBS 11611, 1776 nucleotides long. The record is from the annotation of a GenBank genome assembly. Lineage: Eukaryota; Fungi; Ascomycota; Saccharomycetes; Saccharomycetales; Saccharomycetaceae.